CUCAAAAGAGAAAAGAGCAAGAAGAUGGCACAAGAAGAAAUGAGAAAAGGACCAUGGACAGAACAAGAAGACCUUCAACUUGCAUUUUAUGUGAAUUUGUUAGGCGAUCGACGAUGGGAUUUCUUAGCCAAAGUUUCAGGUUUUUAAGGUUGGCGGGAGAUAUAUAGAUUAGAUUUGAGAAGAACAGGAAAAAGUUGUAGAUUACGAUGGGUGAAUUACUUACAUCCUGGUCUCAAACGAGGAAAGAUGACUCCACAAGAAGAACGUCUUAUUCUUGAACUCCACUCCAAAUGGGGAAAUAGAUGGUCAAGAAUUGCAAGGGACGUAUCCGGGAGAACAGACAAUGAAAUAAAGAAUUACUGGAGAACACACAUGAGGAAGCAGGCUCAAGAUGAGAGGAAGUUAAACAAAGCAUCAUCUAGUAUUUCUCCAUCUUCAUCCUUCUCCAAUACUUCAUCUUUCUCGUCUAAUAGUCCUGAUGUGGAUUUCACACCCAUUAUGGAAAACAACGAAAGGAACUUCUACCAUAUAGGUGGACUACAAAAGAAAGUUGUUGACCAUGAUAAAGGAAAAAACAUGAAGGUGUACUCUAUGGAUGAUAUAUGGAAAGACAUUGAAUUAUCAGAAGAAAAUGAAACAAAGAGUAAACAAAUUAUGCCAUCAACUAUAUGGGAUUAUUGUCCAAACACUUUAUGGAUGGCUGAUGAUCAAGAAGAAAGUAAGAUGUUUCCUAUGUUUUAUUGCUUGGAUAACCAGGAUAACACAUUUUUGGCUAACAAAGGGUUAUUUGUUUGAA
Messenger RNA from Solanum verrucosum, 796 nucleotides. RefSeq names its product transcription factor MYB48-like. The transcript has 3 exons. Gene Ontology annotation, biological process: regulation of DNA-templated transcription. The record is from RefSeq and is a predicted model, not a curated record. Gene Ontology annotation, cellular component: nucleus. Gene Ontology annotation, molecular function: DNA-binding transcription factor activity; sequence-specific DNA binding. The coding region runs from base 247 to 795 and encodes 182 amino acids. NCBI's taxonomy places the organism in Eukaryota, Viridiplantae, Streptophyta, Magnoliopsida, Solanales, Solanaceae.